Aspergillus luchuensis is the source of this 1965-nucleotide messenger RNA. RefSeq lists its product as uncharacterized. Lineage: Eukaryota; Fungi; Ascomycota; Eurotiomycetes; Eurotiales; Aspergillaceae. Gene Ontology annotation, biological process: triglyceride biosynthetic process. The record is from RefSeq and is a predicted model, not a curated record. Bases 1 to 1965 code for a protein of 654 amino acids. The transcript is spliced from 3 exons. Gene Ontology annotation, cellular component: endoplasmic reticulum membrane. Gene Ontology annotation, molecular function: diacylglycerol O-acyltransferase activity.
AUGGCUGUCCUCAAGACGGCCAAGAUGUACCAUGGCAGUGGACGACGUCGGGAGAUCCGUGAAUGGCGCAUCAAGCACAAGAUCCACGGUCGCUUUCCGUUUGCCGACGCCUGGCGUCCGGAUAGAUACCACAUCUCCCCAGGCCUGAAAGAGCUGGACUGGCCAUUCAGCAAGAUGCCUGAGAAUAUCCUCCCGGCUGGGCCAAUCCUGCUUCCCACCGCUUCGGUCGAGAAGCAGGAUCCUCAAAUGCACAAGUGGUUGAAGCAGGCCCCAACUAUCCUCGUCAAUCUCGGAACCUUGUAUGCACCUGAUCCCAAGGUUGCUGAGGAGAUUGCAACUGGCCUGAAGGGAUUUCUCAACGCCUGGAAGGGCGAGAAAGUGCAGAUCCUGUGGAAGCUGCCCAAGCAUCCACAUGAUGAAGACGACAUUUACAGCCGCUCCAUCGAGCCUCUCAAGAAGGAGACCGACGAGGGAAGCGUGCUGAUCCGCCCGUGGUUUGAGGUGGAGCCCAUGGCCAUGUUGCAAACCGGCCAGAUCGUCUGCUCCGUCCACCACGGCGGUGCCAACUCGUGGUACGAAGCUAUUCAAAAUGGCGUUCCCCAUAUCGUCCUUCCAGCCUGGCAAGACUGCUACGAGAACGCUGCUCGGGCGGAAUGGCUAGGCAUUGGAGUGUACGGCAACAAGAGCCGGGCUCCCAACAUCAGCGCUAAAGAGUUGAGCAAAGGACUACUGAAGGUGAUGAGCAACCGCUCUUACAAGGAAAAGGCAACCGAAAUUGCCAAGUUGUGUAAAAAAGAAGGUCGUGUCGCCGCUGCAGAAAAGAUUGCAGAAUUGGCACGUAACCCGGAGAAAGCGACAGCGAUCCACAUCCCUGAAGCCGACCCAGAGAAUCAACCACGAUUGUACGAGAUCAAGAAUCGUGCAGGCCAAACCCUCCAAACUGCCCAGAUGCCCAAGACCGAAGGCAAAGGCGCAUCCAAACCCUUCCUAACCGACAUGGCCGAAUCCGUUCUCAUGACCCUCCUCUGCACCACCUGGUUUCACCUCCCUCUCCUAGGCUACUCUCUCCUUCUGAUUCCCCGUCUCCGCCUGGUCGUUCUCCUCUACAUCCUCUACAUCAAAUACUUUUCCAUGGCCCACAAAUCCGGCACCUUGCCCUACCGCAACGACGCCUUCCGCACCUCCUUCGUUUGGAAAGCCUUUGCCUCAUACUUCCCUCUCACCCUCUACCGUUCUGCUCCUCUAUCCCCAAGAAGAAAAUACAUUUUCGGCUACCACCCGCACGGCGUUGCCCUGCGCGGGGCAUUUGGCUCCUUUGCCGCUGACAGCGUCGGCUUCUCCUCCCUCUUCCCAGGACUAACCAACACUCUGCUCGUCAAAGACGGCUUCUUCUAUCAACCCUUUCUGCGGGAAUACCUCCUCGCGACAGGGGCCAGCGGCGUCUCCCGCACCUCGUGCAUCAAGCACCUCACUCGCGGUGGACAUGACGAGCGAGGCAUGGGCCGCUCCAUCGCAAUCACUGUCGGCGGGAGUCGUGAGUAUAACAUCGCCAAGCCAGGCACCAUGGGGAUUGUAAUCAAGAUCCGCAAGGGCUUCGUCCGCGUCGCGGUCGAGACAGGAGCGGAUCUAGUCCCUGUUAUUGCGUUUGGAGAGAACGAGUUGUUUGAUUUGAUUGAUACGAAGUCGUCGUCGGCACUAGGGUUGGUCGCGAGAGCGUGGGAGUUUGCGGUCGGUCACAAGGUUGCGUUUUCGAAAGGCAGGUUUGGGUUGUUUUGUCCGCAUAGGAAGCCACUCAAUGUUGUUGUCGGCAAGCCGAUUGAGGUUGUGCAGCAGAGGUGGGAUAUGGAUGAGAAGUAUGUUGAUAAGUUGCAUGAGACGUAUGUGCAGGAGUUGACGAGGUUGUGGGAUGAUUGGAAGGAGACGUUUGGAGUGGAGAGGGAUGUGAAGUUUGAGAUUGUGGAGUGA